Corylus avellana is the source of this 1328-nucleotide messenger RNA. Its product is annotated as putative aspartic proteinase GIP2. Gene Ontology annotation, molecular function: aspartic-type endopeptidase activity. NCBI's taxonomy places the organism in Eukaryota, Viridiplantae, Streptophyta, Magnoliopsida, Fagales, Betulaceae. Gene Ontology annotation, biological process: proteolysis. The record is from RefSeq and is a predicted model, not a curated record.
UUGGCUCACUCUCUUUUCAAUCUAUGGCUUCCUCAUUUCAUUUCCUUCUCUUCUGUUCUCUCCUUUCUCUCAUCUCCCCCACCAUAGCCACAACAUCCUUCCGUCCCAAAGCUCUUGUUCUUCCAGUCUCCAAGGAUGCCUCAACGCUACAAUAUCUUGCCCAACUAAACCAAAGGACCCCUUUUGUCCCCGUCAAGCUAACCGUUGAUCUCGGUGGCCAAUUCCUUUGGGUAGACUGUGAAAAAGGCUACGUCUCAUCCACCUACAAACCCGCCCGUUGCCGCUCGGCCCAAUGCUCACUUGCCAAGUCUACUCUUUGUGGAGAAUGCUACUCUAGCCCUAAGCCAGGGUGCAACAAUGGCACAUGUAGUCUCCUCCCAGAUAACACCGUGACACGCACCGGCACAAGCGGUGAACUCGCCCAAGAUGUUCUUUCCAUCAAAUCCACUAAUGGGUUUAACCCCGGCAGGGUGGUUUCUGUGCCCAAAUUCCUCUUCACUUGCGCCGCAACAUUUCUCCUAGAGGGCCUUGCAAGCGGUGUUAAGGGCAUGGCUGGAUUUGGAAGGACUAGAAUUUCGCUUCCUUCCCAAUUCUCUGCCGCUUUUAGCUUCCAUAGAAAGUUUGCCAUUUGCUUGAGCUCUUCAACAAGUGCUAAUGGUGUCAUUUUCUUCGGUGAUGGGCCAUAUGUUAUGCUUCCAAAUAUUGAUGUCUCCAAGUCUCUUAUCUACACCCCGCUAAUCCUCAACCCCGUAAGUACAGCCGCAGCUUACUCACAAGGCGACCCUUCGUCGGAAUACUUCAUCGGCGUAAAAUCGAUCAAAAUCAACGAAAAAGCUGUCCCAUUAAAUGCAUCGUUGUUGUCCAUUGACAAAGACGGCUUUGGUGGAACAAAAAUCAGCACCGUUAAUCGUUAUACCGUCAUGGAGACGACGAUCUACAAUGCUGUCAUUGAGGCUUUCGUCAAACACCUGGCAGAUGUCCCUAGAGUGGCGUCGGUGGCACCCUUUGGGGCGUGCUUUAGCUCAAAAAACAUCGGUAGCACACGUGUUGGCCCGGCAGUGCCCCAGAUUGAUCUUGUUCUGCAAAGCCAAAGCGUGUACUGGAGGAUCUUUGGCGCAAACUCGAUGGUCCAGGUCAGCAAUGAUGUGCUGUGUUUGGGGUUCGUGGAUGGAGGCUCAAACCCAAGGACUUCGAUUGUGAUUGGAGGGUAUCAACUGGAGGAUAAUCUUCUGCAGUUUGAUUUAGCUACAUCCAGGCUUGGCUUCAGCUCCUCAUUAUUUUUCCGACAAACAACUUGCGCCAACUUCAACUUUACCUCUAAUGCUUGA